Lytechinus pictus (painted urchin) is the source of this 4385-nucleotide messenger RNA. Its product is annotated as ankyrin-1-like. Bases 495 to 4385 code for a protein of 1296 amino acids. The transcript is spliced from 8 exons. NCBI's taxonomy places the organism in Eukaryota, Metazoa, Echinodermata, Echinoidea, Temnopleuroida, Toxopneustidae. Gene Ontology annotation, molecular function: protein binding. The record is from RefSeq and is a predicted model, not a curated record.
AUUUAUGAUAGUUAGUUCACCGUCAACUCCGAUGCUGGACUUAACGUCACUCGCUGCCAUUCUAACUGCGCGAAACUACAUUUACAUGUUUGGGUAUUAUCAUCCGAGAUUUCUUUGGGAAGGAGUAUAUGUAUAACUCAUUGUCUAAAACAAAGCUAAAAUCUGCAUGGACUGUACACGAUUUUCAUCGGAAGACAUAGUGCUCCAGCGUUAAACCUGAAUUAUCUCUACAGUGCCCCCAGGAAACGACAUUGGUUCAGACAUAGCUGUACAUGAAGUAUAUCACACAAUUUACCAAUCCUUUAAUUUCUACGUUUCUAAGUGCAUGGUUAUAAAACGUUAUUGAGAAUGUAGAGGGUAACUUGAUAAACGCAUCAUGGAAGAAGAAAUGAUAGAAGACGUCUUUCAGCAUUAUUAUCUAAAUCGAGUGAAAUGAAAGCGCCAAAGGCUGUUGACUGGCACACACAUAAACAUAAAUAAUAAGAUUGUACACAAUGGGCUUAAUGACGGAAAUGAAGACCUCUGUGGUCACACCACAAUGUCUAGCUACUCCACAGGGAAUUUCUGAAUUACCAAAAUAUAUCGAUAAUCUCAGAGCAAGUAUGGAUAAAGAGAAUACAGAUGACUACUCUCCGUUACAAAUGGCUGUAAAGGAUGGUCAUCUUGAUGAAGUACAAAGUCUAGUCAGUCAAGGGGAGAACGUGAAUCAGGGUACCGCUGAAGGCUGGACACCGUUAAUGAUUGCAGCAAAGACCGGCAGAGUGAAGCUGUUGACAUUUCUCAUCGAUCAUGGGGCUGAGAUUACAAAGUCUGUUACAAGACUGACUGCUUUACACUUUGCUGCUGUCCUUGGUCAUCUUGAUGCUAUCAAAUAUCUGAUCAGUCAAGGGGCUGAUGUGAAAGAAGGAAAUGAAAAUGGUUGGACUGCAUUUCACAUUGCUGCCCUGAAAGGUUAUCUUGAUGUCAUCAUAUAUCUGAUCAGUCAAGGGGCUGAAAUAAACAAAGGAAAUGAUAAGGGUGAUACAGCAUUACACUAUGCUGCUUUCAGUGGUCAUCUUGAUGCAAUCGAAUAUCUGAUCAAUCAAGGGGCUGAGAUAAACGAAGGAAAUAAUUAUGGUGAAACAGCAUUACACUAUGCUGCUUCCAGUGGUCAUCUUGAUGUCAUCAAAUAUCUGAUCAGUCAAGGGGCUGAGAUAAACCGAGAAAAUAAUGAUGGUGGGACUGCAUUGCACACUGCUGCUAUCGGUGGUCAUCUUGAUGUCGUUAAAUAUCUGAUCAAUCAAAGGACUGAGGUGAAGAAAGGAAGUAACGAUGGUUGGACUGCAUUACACAUUGCUGCUCAUAAAGGUCAUAUUGAUGUCGCCACAUAUUUGAUCAGUCAAGGGGCUGAGGUGAAGAAAGGAGAUAACAAUAGUCGCACAGCAUUACACUAUGCUGCUCAUAAUGGUCAUCUUGAUGUCGCCACAUAUUUGAUCAGUCGAGGGGCAGAGGUGAAGAAAGGAGAUAACAAUAGUCACACCGCAUUACACUUUGCUGCUUAUAAUGGUAAUCUUGAUGUCUCCAUAUAUUUGAUCAGUCAAGGGGCUGAGGUGAAGAAAGGAGAUAACAAUAGUCGCACCGCAUUACACUUUGCUGCUCAUAAUGGUCAUCUUGAUGUCUCCACAUAUUUGAUCAGUCAAGGGGCAGAGGUGAAGAAAGGAGAUAACAAAGGAUGGACUGCAUUACACGUUGCUGCUGAGAAUGGUCAUCUUGAUGUAACCAAAUAUCUGAUCAGUCAAGGAGGAGAGGUGAAUAAAGCAGUUAACAAUGGUGGGACUGCAUUACACUUUGCUGCUAAGGAUGGUCAUCUUGAUGUAACCAAAUAUAUGAUCAGUCAAGGGGCUGAGGUGAAUAAAGGAGAUAACAAUAGUCGCACCGCAUUGCACUUUGCUGCUCAUAAUGGUCAUCUUGAUGUCGCCACAUAUUUGAUCAGUCAAGGGGCUAAGGUGAAUAAAGGAGCUAAAAAUGAUUGGACUGCCUUACACAUUGCGGCUUUUAAUGGUAAUCUUGAUGUAAUCAAAUAUCUCAUUAGUCAAGGGGCUGAGGUGAAUAAAGGAGAUAACGAUGGUUGGACUGCAUUACACUUUGCUGCUCAGAAUGGUCAUCUUGAUGUAACCAAAUAUCUCAUUAGUCAAGGGGCAGAGGUGAAGAAAGGAGAAAACAAUGGUUGGACAGUAUUACACGUUGCUGCUCAGAAUGGUCAUCUUGAUGUAACCAAAUAUCUCAUCAGUCAAGGGGCUGAGGUGAAUAAAGGAGAUAACGAUGGUUGGACUGCAUUACACUUUGCUGCUCAGAAUGGUCAUCUUGAUGUAACCAAAUAUCUCAUUAGUCAAGGGGCAGAGGUGAAGAAAGGAGAUAGCAAUGGUGGGACUGCAUUACACUUUGCUGCUCAUAAUGGUCAUCUUGAUGUAACCAAAUAUCUCAUCAGUCAAGGGGCUGAGGUGAAUAAAGGAGUUAACAAUGGUGGGACUGCAUUACACUUUGCUGCUCAUAAUGGUCAUCUUGGUGUAACCAAAUAUCUCAUUAGUCAAGGGGCAGAGGUGAAGAAAGGAGAUAACAAUGGUUGGACAGUAUUACACUUUGCUGUUCGUAAUGGUCAUCUUGGUGUAACCAAAUAUCUGAUCAGUCAAGGGGCUAAGGUGAAUAAAGGAGAUAACGAUGGUUGGAAAGUAUUACACGUUGCUGCUAAGAAUGGUCAUCUUGAUGUAACCAAAUAUCUCAUCAGUCAAGGGGCUGAGGUGAAUAAAGGAAUUAACAAUGGUGGGACUGCAUUACACAUUGCUGCUCAUAAUGGUCAUCUUGGUGUAACCAAAUAUCUCAUUAGUCAAGGGGCAGAGGUGAAGAAAGGAGAUAACAAAGGUUGGACAGUAUUACACUUUGCUGUUCUUAAUGAUCAUCUUGGUGUAACCAAAUAUCUGAUCAGUCAAGGGGCUAAGGUGAAUAAAGGAGCUAACAAUGGUUGGACUGCCUUACACAUUGCGGCUUUUAAUGGUAAUCUUGAUGUAAUCAAAUAUCUCAUUAGUCAAGGGGCUGAGGUGAACAUGAAAAAUGAAAAUGGUUGGAAAUCUUCAAACUUCGCACUUUUAAGAAAUCAUAUUGAUGUUGUUAAGUUUCUGAAAACUGAAGGUGCGAGUAUUGAUGGAGAAAUUCUUCAUCAGCAGAAACAUCUACGUUUGUUACUUCCUCUGAUGAUCAUGGCAAAACUUCUCAACACAGCUUUUAAUACCGAGGAUAUUCAUCUUGCUAUACAAAAUGGUCAAACCACCACGAUUGAGAACUUAGUGUCUCAAGGAGCUGAUCUCAAUGUCCAGUCAGCUGACGGUCAGAUGUGUCUCCAUGAAGCCAUUAAACUCUGUUACAAAGCUGGGAGAAAUGUAGAAGAAAGCUACACGCUACGAAAGAUUUCAGACGAGAUUUACAAUGGAAACCUAUCACCUGAGAAGGCUUUGGUGUUUUAUCUACUUGAGAAUGGAGCUAAGACAGACGUGGAAGAUAAGGCAGGAAAAUUACCAAUCCACUAUGCCAAAGAUGAAGUGGUUAGACAGAUGAUUUUAUCGAGAAUGAAAUCUCAUCCUGAAGAGGCCGAUUAUUAUCAAGAAAGCGUUAGUAAAGAACGUCACAAGGAAUCUAAAGUCUCUGCUGACACAACUUCAGAGGAUGUCACUAUAUACCAGGAUGAUAAGAGGGAGCAGAGUAAGCAAAAUGAGACUCAAACCCAAGCUGCAGAGAGCGAUGAGGGUCAUACUGAUGAAGAAUAUGACUUGAUUCAAAUUGAGAAGCAUGGCAUUACUGUCAGAAUUUCCAAAUAUGAAAUCUACAGUGCAAAGGACAUCACUGUGGAAGUGAUUGAAGAGGUCCCACCUGAGCUAAAGCUGAAGGAAACAGAAGCCAUCAUAUCGGUUGGAUUGAGGAUGUCGCCUUCGAACGCAAUGUUUGACAGUCCUGUAAGAGUAACAAUGCCCCACUGUGGUGCAUUUACAAAGCCUACUGAUGCAGAAGUUUACAUCUAUUAUCGCAAGAACGAUUCUACAAAAUUUACAGCGAUUCUAUCCACCAGCACGAGAAUCCCAAAGUGUGUUGUGAGAGAUCGCGAUCUAGAUAUCUACCUUAUGCACUUCUCAGAAUUCAGGAUUGUUGCUACAAUAAGAAAGAUAUUUAUUGGGAAACGUGUUAUUUGUACACCAAUCAUUCCUGUACUAGCACCUAGAAAUCCCAUGCCCAUUUUGUGGGUCAAUGUCAGGGACCAAAACGUUGCAGAAGGACAGGUUAGGCUUAUUGGAAUGCUUCCACCACAUUUUUUUCCAAUAUUCUCUGAAUUAUUUUUAGAACAGAUACCUUAUAUAUAA